AUGACACAAACUCAAGUUCAACAAACACACAAACUCAAGUUCAACCAAAAACACCUGAUUCUCAGGUUUUACAAUUUCCCCAACCUCAAGUUCAAAAACAACAGAAACUCAAGUUCAAAAAACACACAAACUCAAGUUCAACAAACACGCAAAUUAAAGUUCAAAAACACCACAAACUCAAGUUCAAACUCGACACAAACUCAAGUUCGACAAACACACAAACUCAAGUUCAGCCAACAUCCAAAUCUCAAGUUUAACAAUUUCCAAAACCUCCAGUUCAAAUACAACACAGACUCAAGUUCAAAAACACUACAACUCAAGUUGUACACAAACUCAAGUUCAACAAAAACCACAAACUCAAGUUCAACCAACACCUGA
Molecule: messenger RNA, 378 nt
Organism: Xyrichtys novacula (pearly razorfish)
Lineage: Eukaryota; Metazoa; Chordata; Actinopteri; Labriformes; Labridae
Source: the annotation of a GenBank genome assembly